AUGAUCUUUAUAUCUUUAUUCAUUCUCUCCGUAAAAUAUAACCCUUCAGAUGAUCCAAAGAGUGGAAUAAAAUGUAAAGGUCCUCAUACAUUUGUUAAUGGUACUGGUAAAUGCGAAUGUUCAGCAGAUUUUCCAUUCGGUGAUCCUUCAUCCGAAAUUGGAUGCUGGACUUGUAACCCGCCUUGUGACUUGAAUGCACAUUGCUAUGGACCAGAUCAAUGCAGAUGUAAUGAAGGAUUUAUUGGUGAUGGAUUAGACGUUUGUGAGAAACCUGUUCCAAGUUUAAAGAAUUUCAUACCAAAGUCCGGUUCUGUUAACGGAGGAGAAAAAAUUACUCUAUUUAUCAGUGUAAUUGCUCCUAAUUACACAGCAAUAAAAGGUUUUUGCAGAAUAGGACCUAUGAUUUAUGAUGCAAUUUCCGUUAAUACAACACACAUUACAUGCAUAACAGAUAAAAGUAAGCCUGGAUCUUUCCCUGUUAGUGCUAGUUUCGAUGCAGUUCAUUGGUCAACGGAUAACGCUACUUUUACAUAUAAUGCUGACGGUGCCACCCAAGUAUCUAUCUUCUUUGGCCUGUUCUCCACAUUCUUAAUUAUACUUCUCGGAUAUAUGAUUUUUUAUUAUCUACAAAAGACAGAUAAAUUUAUGGAACAAGCCGAUGAAGUUCUUCCAUUGACAAAGUGGCAUAUGAAUACGCCACAUAUUACGCCACAGGCUGAGCAAACCUGGUUUGAUUUCUUAUGGAAUAUUAUUAUUGAAUAA
This is a messenger RNA of Trichomonas vaginalis G3, 762 nucleotides long. Its product is annotated as immunoglobulins domain-containing protein. The record is from RefSeq and is a predicted model, not a curated record. The coding region runs from base 1 to 762 and encodes 253 amino acids. The transcript has a single exon. NCBI's taxonomy places the organism in Eukaryota, Parabasalia, Trichomonadida, Trichomonadidae.